AUGAGAAUUAAUGUUCAGGAUGACACCUUCAAAGAUGUUAACAAUCUGUCCUUGGUUGUGAAUAAUAAUACCCUUGAAGAUAAUAGCUCUUCAGGUAAAUCUAGUUCAAAUUCAAGAACCUUUGCACAAAUGGUUGAGCGAGAUGACAUUAUUGCUGUAGUUAAAGCAUACAUUCAGGAAGAAAAGGGAUGUGCCCUUGAGCUAAUGGUAGGGCCUGAUGACACCAUUGGAGAUGUUAAGGCUGUCAUUAAAAAAUAUGAGGAGAUUCGAUUUCAUAAAUAUAAAUUAACAUUAUAUGGAACUGAUCCUGAUGAUUCUGAGUAUCUCGAUGACCUCAGGAUCCAAAAUGAGAGCGUAACAGUGGACCAAGAUGGCACAAUUGGAGAUGUUAAGGCUACCAUUUACGAAAAGGUGGGAAUUCGAUUUCGUAAACAGAGGUUAAUAUUUAGAGGAAAAGAGUGUGGUGAUUCAGAGCUUCUUUCCGACCUCGGCAUGGAACUUGACAGUGAACUAAUUCUUCGGUUGAUUUGA
Messenger RNA from Nicotiana tabacum (common tobacco), 531 nucleotides. The record is from RefSeq and is a predicted model, not a curated record. Lineage: Eukaryota; Viridiplantae; Streptophyta; Magnoliopsida; Solanales; Solanaceae.